AUGCCAUCUCCCGCCCCAAUCACCGAUCCGACACUCCUCACCGUCCUGGAAGCCGCAUCGGCAGCGCGUCAACAAUGUCUCGAACUGCUCGAUCUCCUCACACUCAACACAUCAACGGAAGAAGAAACGUCGACCUCUGCUCGCAAAAUCGAAGCGCGUAUCGCCAUGCUACGCGGUCUGAAUCGACGCGCCAUCAUGGAAGUGCGACGCACCAAAGGCGAGACGACCGAGGCACGACAAGAGAUUGAUGCGCUGCAUCUGGGUCUGCAGAAUUUAUACUACGAGCAGCGCCAUUUGAGGGGCGAGAUUGGCGCUUGCGAGGGCUUUGAUCACAAGUACAUGAAACUACCCAUGGUGGAGGCGGAGGAGUUCCUGGAGCAGCAUCCGGAAUGCACGGAACUGGACGAGCAUGAGUUGACGCUUGCGCGAAUUGAGGACGAGAGGGUCAAGAGAGUCGAACUGGAGGCAAAGAGAGCGGAGUUGGUGAAGAGGAGGGAGGAGCUGGUCCGGGAGACGACGGCGAAGAAAGAGGAGCUGGCCAAGUUGGAUGCUGAGGUGGAGAAGUGGGUAGCUGGGCAGGAGCCGGCGCGGAAACUGUUCGAGGCGAGGGAAAAGAAGGCGGCGGAGGCGGCGGAAAAGGCUGCUGCUGCUGCUGGGAGUUGA
Molecule: messenger RNA, 663 nt
Organism: Ramularia collo-cygni
Lineage: Eukaryota; Fungi; Ascomycota; Dothideomycetes; Mycosphaerellales; Mycosphaerellaceae
Product: related to conserved coiled/coiled coil protein
Exons: 2
Coding region: 1-663 (220 amino acids)
Biological process (GO): positive regulation of DNA-templated transcription, elongation; mRNA export from nucleus
Cellular component (GO): THO complex part of transcription export complex
Molecular function (GO): mRNA binding
Source: RefSeq, a predicted model, not a curated record